AUGGAGCACAAUGCCCAGUCACCUGUCAUUGAGCGGUCUGGGGCUGAGGAUUUCCAGAAUGGCAACGCACAGCAGCAGCAGCAGCAGCAGCAGAUGGAAGGCGUCGCAGCAAAUACGGACUCGCUUAGCUUGAGGAGCACCAAGCAGAGCUCAUCGCCGUUCAGUCGUCUACCCCGCAAUGUCAUCGAACGCAUUCUCUAUACGGUUGAUCCAAGCGCAUUUGCGUCUCUGGCCUUGUUAAACCGAAAAUGGAGGCGUAUUUCCGAUGCAGCUCCAUUAUAUAUCCACCACUUGUCGCAUUGCCCAUCAUUUUCUGCGACACGGGAUAGUAUGCCGUAUUCGGAAAGUCUGGAUUCGCUCAAGCGCAGCUUCUUUGCAGAGAUUAGGCGCAAUGCAUUCGACGUAUUUUUGAGGCCUCGUCAGACACUGGUCAAACUUAUAUCUACAUCUAUGAGCUCUUCUACAGCGUUUCCGAAAGGGGAGGCUUUUCGUUUCAGUUUCUCUGCCAGCGGACAUAUGAUCCUUUGCCUCAGCUCUUCAAGGAUUGUCGUUCUCGAUAUAACGGCAAAAUUACCCGUCGUCAAACAUGAGCUUAAAACUUCAAGACGCCCUUUGGAUGCUACCAUUCUGGAUGAUGGGUUGCUUCUCGCUGUCGUAUCCUCGAGGCAUCAGAUCAACAUUUAUUCCCUUUCGGAUGACGACAGUAAACUCAUACAAUGUCUCGUGUUGAACGAUACACCGAGAGCUUUGGCGCUCUCCCCGACUGGCGGUGUUCUUGCCAUCGCCUAUGAUGAUAAGAUUGAAAUGCAAGCUGUUGGUGAAGGUGUAAUCGCAGCCGAUCGACGGGCCGUUCGCUGCAAUAGCGUUGAUUCGAUUUCAUUCUCCCCAGACGGUUUCAUGCUACUUGGAUCUUCUGCUCGGGGUCGAACUAGCUCCAUAGUUAGCGUCACCGUUCCGUUCUAUACAGGAACAGAAGAUGACAUAUCUCCCGGUGAUGCGCAAGUCCGAAUGUGGACCACACAAGUCCUCUUUCCCGCCAGCCUGCAAGGUUACACGAGAGCUUGCUCGCUUCCGUUCCACGAGGAGGGAGAAGACGAUUGGGUUUUAGGCUACGACGAACAGAGAGGGGCCUUCAGGGUUGUCAGAAUUAGCAAUGCCAAUGCAGGAACCGUAUAUUUCCCGAGUCCCUUCUCACCAAACAUUUACCAGAAAGCGUCUCCCGUAAUGUCCCCUGCGGUUGACGGCAAAGGCGAGCUGGUUGCAUUGGGAUAUGAAGACAGUGGCCUUUGGGUUCAUGGGAUACCUAACCGUCUUGAUGUUGCCUCGUCAGCUCGUUCAUCGCCAGGUUUUCUGCAACAAAGUGGUGCGAUCAGUGGCCAUAAAUUGAGUGAUAUCCCUGGAAUCACAGCUUCUUGCUGGGUUGGCUAUUCGCACUCUUCCGCUCAUCCGGCGUCCAAAGGUCUUAGGUUGGUCACUGUGGCUCCUGGGGGUGUGAGUCCUCCAUCAAUUGGUGAAGAAGACGUCCCAGUUGACGGGGGCAGAGUGCUUCUCUUGGAUUUCGACAGGUCUCCGAGAAAUGGGGAGGCAAUUGAAGUUAGCAUCGAACUUGGCGAGGCGGAACCUAAGAUGCUCACUGAGCCGAAUUCAAGCAUGGACACCGAGGUCGAACUUGAGAGACGGAGAACGCAACUACGCCGCAAUAAUACGGCUGCACCACGACGGUUACGGAACCCUGCUCGAGAAACUCAUCCACCCUCGACUUCGAGUGCCAGUCAAAAGGUGUCAUACUGUCACCGCAGGAACAGUUCGUAUCAGUCCGAUUCGAAUACUCCGAGGCUCAAUGCUACUUUGUUUGGAGACGCCCAGCCACGAACCGGUGACACUUUGCAACGUGCGGUUACCGCGGCCGCGGUCAAUCCGCGACGAUACAGUAACCCACGACAACCUCAGACUCAGCGAUACAUCCCUCAAGUUCCACAUGAAAGUGAUGCGGAUAAUUGGGUCCCACCACCGCCUCCUUAUACUCGUGAACCUGCUGCACCGUUGCCCGAAAACCUGCGCAGGACCCUUCUCCCGGUACCGCCUGAGCUUCGUAGGGCUCAGAGUACGUCACAGGACAAUGCUUCGCGAAACCGGCCUGCCCUUCACAGAUUGAACACCAUCACUGCUCGGAUGAUGAGAAUUGGUGCUAGGGAUCCGCAAGCAGACGAAGAUGACAAUGGACAAAGACGGGUGCUCCAGAGAAUACGAGAGGGUGCAUUGGGGCAAUUCAACCAGGGUCGUGAUGAGCCAGUGCCUCCAGUGCCACCGAUUCCAGAAUUGCACCAACCCCCUGCCACAGAAGAGUUCACCAUAGUUCAGUCUCCCCAAUAUAUUAAUUCGGCCCCUGCAGCUCCUCAAGCUCCUCAGGCUCCUUCAACUCCUUUGGUCUCUCCAACACCGUCAGAAACCCUAGCAUCAAGUCGAUCCCGCCGACAAUCAACCCGCAGCAACCAAACGGAGCACGUGGUCAGCCAAGCCGUGGCCAGCAACCUAAUGGAACCAAUCCCAUACAUCCAAGAAGAAGAAUCCCCAACAACAAUAAACCAAAACCAAAAUCAAUAUCCAUUCUCCUUUUCAUCACCAAACCUCGGCGGCCCAGGACGAAGAUUCCCCGGCGCAGCAGAGGAUAGCCCAGCAUCACCUACAGCACGACGAACCUGGUACCAGAGGGUCCCACCAAAUGGUCGUUCCCAGUCUCAAGACCUUCGGGAAGUGUUACCGCCUCGACCAACGCCUGCUAUGAAUCGGAGGGCGUCAACUGAUCCUACGCUUUCUAAUCGGUCGCCUUCGACGGCUGCGGUCAAUGAGAGUUGGCGGAGGAGGAUUGAAGAGUGGAAUGAGAGGACGAUCCAUGAGACGAAUAAGAAGAAUCGGAAGUGUGUGGUUAUGUAA
Aspergillus ruber CBS 135680 is the source of this 2934-nucleotide messenger RNA. RefSeq names its product F-box domain protein. The record is from RefSeq and is a predicted model, not a curated record. Gene Ontology annotation, molecular function: protein binding. Bases 1 to 2934 code for a protein of 977 amino acids. The transcript is spliced from 2 exons. NCBI's taxonomy places the organism in Eukaryota, Fungi, Ascomycota, Eurotiomycetes, Eurotiales, Aspergillaceae.